AUGUCUUAUACUACUCGUCAAAUUGCUCCAGCUAACACCUUAGACUACAAAGUCUACGUUGAAAAGGAUGGUAAACCAGUUUCUCCAUUCCACGAUAUUCCAUUAUUCGCUAAUGAAGAAAAAACUAUCUUAAACAUGGUUGUUGAAAUUCCAAGAUGGACCAAUGCCAAAGUAGAAAUCUCCAAGGAACAAAAAUUAAACCCAAUCGUCCAAGAUAUCAAGAAAGGUAAGUUAAGAUUUGUUCGUAACUGUUUCCCACACCACGGUUACAUUCAUAACUAUGGUGCUUUCCCACAAACUUGGGAAGAUCCAAACCAAAUCCACCCAGAAACUAAGGCCAAAGGUGACAAUGAUCCUUUAGAUGUUUGUGAAAUCGGUGAAAGAGUUGCCACUGUUGGUGAAAUCAAACAAGUUAAGGUUUUGGGUGUUAUGGCUCUUUUAGAUGAAGGUGAAACUGAUUGGAAAAUCAUUGCCAUUGAUGUCAAUGAUCCAUUAGCUCCAAAAUUAAAUGACAUCGAAGAUGUUGAAACUCAUUUACCUGGUUUAUUAAGAGCCACUAACGAAUGGUUCAGAAUUUACAAGAUUCCAGAUGGUAAGCCAGAAAACCAAUUCGCUUUCUCCGGUGAAUGUAAGAACAAGAAAUAUGCUGAAGAAGUUAUUGCUGAAUGUUCUGAAGCUUGGGAAAGAUUGAUCAAGGGUGAAUCUCCAGAUUCUAAGGGUAUUGAUUUAACCAACACUACUUUAGAUACUACUGCUACUUUCUCUGCUGCUGCUGCUUCUGAAAUCCCGGCUGGUACUAAUGAAGCUCCUGCUCCAAUUGACAAGUCUAUUGACAAAUGGUUCUUCAUCUCUGGUGCUCAUUAA
Messenger RNA from Hemisphaericaspora subhashii, 864 nucleotides. It is a transcript of the gene IPP1, whose product is annotated as inorganic diphosphatase. Lineage: Eukaryota; Fungi; Ascomycota; Pichiomycetes; Serinales; Debaryomycetaceae. Bases 1 to 864 code for a protein of 287 amino acids. Gene Ontology annotation, molecular function: magnesium ion binding; inorganic diphosphate phosphatase activity. The record is from RefSeq and is a predicted model, not a curated record. Gene Ontology annotation, cellular component: nucleus; cytoplasm. Gene Ontology annotation, biological process: phosphate-containing compound metabolic process. The transcript has a single exon.